AUGGGUUUUGAGUGGUGGAGAUCCCUGCAGCAUCAACUGUCAAGCGCUCUCUGGGAUCAGGGAGGCAGACUUGGGAUUCGAGCCGCCCAGCGCGCAGGAGCGGUGAACAGAAUACGCAACUUGCCCGAUCAGGAAUAUGGAGCGUUACGGUCUUCCACUUUGCCUGGGAUACUCUGGGUCUGCUGUGCCUGUACAGGCGCCAGUCCCCGGUACUGUGAUUCUCAGCCCUAUGUUUCUCAUGCCACGACCCCCUUAACCGCACGCACUGAACCUCUGAACCGCCCCCACUACCCCCGCUAG
This is a messenger RNA of Penicillium chermesinum, 300 nucleotides long. RefSeq lists its product as uncharacterized. The coding region runs from base 1 to 300 and encodes 99 amino acids. The transcript has a single exon. Lineage: Eukaryota; Fungi; Ascomycota; Eurotiomycetes; Eurotiales; Aspergillaceae. The record is from RefSeq and is a predicted model, not a curated record.